AUGUCUGGAAGAGGUAAAGGCGGCAAAAGGGACUCACCGAAAAGGGAAUCACCAAGCCCGCCAUUCGCCGUCUGGCUCGCCGGUGAAGCGUAUCUCCGGGCUGAUCUACGUCACCAAAAGGUUCUCCGCGAUAACAUCCAGGGAAUCACCAAGCCCGCCAUUCGCCGUCUGGCUCGCCGUGGCGGCGUGAAGCGUAUCUCCGGGCUGAUCUACGAGGAGACCCGCGGUGUCCUGAAGGUGUUCCUUGAGAACGUGAUCCGCGACGCCGUCACCUACACCGAGCACGCCAAGAAGAGAAAGACCGUUACGGCCAUGGACGUGGUCUACGCUCUGAAACGCCAGGGACGCACCCUGUACGGUUUCGGCGGUUAA
This is a messenger RNA of Oncorhynchus gorbuscha (pink salmon), 372 nucleotides long. RefSeq names its product histone H4-like. Gene Ontology annotation, biological process: nucleosome assembly. The transcript has a single exon. NCBI's taxonomy places the organism in Eukaryota, Metazoa, Chordata, Actinopteri, Salmoniformes, Salmonidae. Bases 1 to 372 code for a protein of 123 amino acids. Gene Ontology annotation, molecular function: structural constituent of chromatin; protein heterodimerization activity; DNA binding. The record is from RefSeq and is a predicted model, not a curated record.